Cucurbita pepo subsp. pepo (vegetable marrow) is the source of this 2727-nucleotide messenger RNA. RefSeq names its product protein WEAK CHLOROPLAST MOVEMENT UNDER BLUE LIGHT 1. NCBI's taxonomy places the organism in Eukaryota, Viridiplantae, Streptophyta, Magnoliopsida, Cucurbitales, Cucurbitaceae. Gene Ontology annotation, biological process: chloroplast avoidance movement; chloroplast accumulation movement. The record is from RefSeq and is a predicted model, not a curated record. Gene Ontology annotation, cellular component: cytosol.
UUUGGAUUGGCCCCAACGACGAGGUUGACUGGAAGUGUGCGGCGGAGGUGGUGAUCAGGGGAGGGGCUGAAGAAGGAUUGAGACGAUGAUGAGAUUAAACUAAAUUUAGUAAUACGUUACCCAUGGAUUGAAUCAUUUGUAUAUGAAACCUUAGCCUAUAAAAACAAAUCCAGAGAGGGGCUGAGAGGCUCUAAUGGAUGCUGUCCAUGCAAUGAGGAAGAGGUGGAAUCUCCACCGCCUCCCAUUUGUGUUCUUUCUAUUCUUAGCUUCAAUUUUUCACCUCAUUUUCGUUAUUUUUGCAUUUUUUUAUCCGCAAUUUCUCCUCCCCAUUCACCUAGGCUCGUUUCAAUUUCGUUUCUCCUCUCCGCUUGACGGUUCGACGAUGGCGAUUCAACUCAACAUGUAACUCCAACGGAAACACAGGAUUCAAGAAUGCCAGGAUCUGAAAGUGAAGCUCCCACUGUAAUUGCUUGUAAUGGAGACAUAGAUUUUGAAAGUGGAAGUCUACCAGAUCCUGUUGCUAAGGGAGAAAAACAUUCUGAAAAUCCUGAAUUCUGUGCUGCCAAGGAUCCACCGGCUGUUAUUUCUGAAGUUAUUGUUGGCAAUCGCCACAAAAUCAGUGGAAAGGAUAAUAACGUUGCAAUGGAGGUUCAUUCUCCCAGAACUUCCAAUCAAGGUGGUUUAAAUAGAGGCUUUAUUGAAACUAAGGCACCUAUUGUAUCUGUGAAGGCAGCUGUGUCUAAAUUUGGAGGGAUUGUUGAUUGGAAAGCUCGUCGAGUCUAUUCUAUGGUGGAGAGGAGUAAGACAAUGGAGGACAAACUUGAGGAUGUACAAGAGGAGAUUCUUCAGCUUAGGAAAAGGUCAGAGAAAGCCAUGGAGGCAGAAUUCGGAGUGUUGAAGGAGCUCGAAAAUACUAAACGACGCAUAGAAGAAUUAACACUUGAAGUUGGGAUUGCACAAACAGAAGAGCAACAGGCAAAACAAGAUUCAGAACUUGCCAAGCUUAGAUUGGAGGAAAUGGAGAAAGGAACCGCCGAUGAGAAUGAUGAUGCUCUAGCCAAGGCACAGCUUGAAAUGGCGAUGGCCGGGCAUGCUGCUGCAGUUUCGGAACUGAAAUCCAUUAAAGAAGAAUUGGAAGUACUUCGUGAUGAAUUUUCUUCGUUAGUGUCCGAGAGAGAUUUGGCUGUAAGAAACGCUGAUGAUGCUCUUGCUGCAGCUAAGGAUGGUGAGAAGGCACUACAGGAGCUGGUCACAGAGCUGGUAGCUUUAAAGGAAUCAAUGAAGUCUGCACAAGCUGCCCAUUUAGAAGCAGAAGAGCAAAGGAUGGUUGCAGAGGUGGCCAAAGAGCUGGAUUGUUCAAAAUGGAAGAAAGAGCUAGAUGAUGCGGAAGAAGAGUUUAGUAGACUCAAGUCGAAAGUUCAAUCAAUUGAAGACCUUAAACUGAAAGUUAAUACUGCCUCGACUUUAUUAUCGAAUUUGAAAGUCGAAAUGGUCGAUUAUAUGGAAUCGGUAAUAAAGGAAGAGGAGAUAAGUGAUGAACAACUCCUGAAAGGUGAAGUUGCUGAAACUGAAGACAAAGAAUCAGCGGUUCAUUCAACAAAGAAGGAAUUGGAAGAAGUAAAGCUCAACAUAGAGAAAGCCAUUGCAGAAGUGGAAUACUUGAAGAUGGCUGCUACUUCUCUAAAAUCAGAGCUUGAAGAGGAGAAAUCUUCUAUGGAAACCACAAAGAAGAGAGAAGGCAGACAUUCUGAUGAAGCUGCAUCACUUGAAGCUGAAUUAGACAAGAACAUGUCCGAGAUCAUUGUCGUUCAAGGAAACGCAAAAGAAGCUCGAGGAAAUAGUGUAGACUUGACCAAUCAAUUGAAGCAGGCAGCAGUGGAGGCUGAUCAGGCGAAGACGGUUGCUAUGACGGCUCGUGAAGACCUGCAAAAGGCGAAGAUGGAAGUAGAGCAAGCAAAGGCAGAAUCAAUAGCGAUGAAAAGAAGAAUAGUUGCAGCUCAGAAGGAGAUUGAAGCUUCCAAUGCUUCAAAAAUGUUGGCGUUAUCAGCAAUCAAAGCACUGCAAGAGAGUGAUUCCACCGAAACCAUGAAAGAAGAUUCAUCAACCACAGUAACUAUUUCACUAGAGGAAUACAAUGAACUCAGUGAACGAGCCCGCAAGGCCGAGGAGCACGCCAGCUUCAAGAUGACAGAAGCGAUUUCACAAAUCGAGGUCGCUAAGGAAUCCGAGGCAAAAUGUCAAGAAAUGCUGGAAGAGGUUAGUCGUGAACUCGUUGCCAGACAGGAAGGGUUGAAAGCUGCAACAGAAAAGGCUAGUGAGGCCAAGGAAGGAAAGUUAGCAGUAGAACAAGAUUUGAGAUUAUGGAGGACAGAACAAGAGCAAAAAAGGAAGGACAAUAAAGCUAACCAACAAGUAGCAAUUCCUACAACAAACCAAACGAGAUGCGUUGAGGCAAAAGAAUCAAGAACUGAUAAACAAGCAGAUUCUCCUGCUCCCCAACAGCCAAUUUCAAAGGAACAGACGCCAAAAAGCUUGGUUAGAGCUGAAUCAUUGGAAAAACCCAAGGAAGGAAAGAAAAAGAAGAGGUCAUUCUUCCCAAGAAUUCUAAGAUUGUUAGGCAAACAUAAGUCAAGUGGAAAGAAGGCUACAUAACAUGUUAAGUCUAAUGACAAGAUUCUUCUCUUUUUAAUACAUUAAUACGACCUUCAUCUCUUUAUUAUACUAGCU